Lactuca saligna is the source of this 519-nucleotide messenger RNA. The record is from the annotation of a GenBank genome assembly. NCBI's taxonomy places the organism in Eukaryota, Viridiplantae, Streptophyta, Magnoliopsida, Asterales, Asteraceae.
AUGACUACUCUUUCUCCUGCUGUUCAGGAUUUAAACAAUAAUGCAGGUAUCAUUUUUCCAAAGUAUAAUUGCUUGAAUCUUAGCAAUGAUGAAUAUGCUCAGUGGAUAGUGUCAAGCCAAAUAAGCCUUCUUGAAGUCAUAGAGGCUUUCCCUUCAGUGGAUAGUGUCAAGCCAAUUGGAGCAUCUGGUGUGGCUGCUAGAAAUUUUCAAAUUGACAAUGAAGCAGUGCAGCUAUACAAAGAGCUUUUGGUUGCUCAGGAGGAAGCCCAUUUGGCUCAUCAACAACUUACCUCUUCAAUGGUAAAGUUGGUGGAAGAAAGGAAUAUGAAGCCACUUGAUUCAAAUCUUGCAGCACUAUCAGCAAGAUGCAGUAAAGACUUGGAGUUGAAUUUGGCUAAGUCAUUCUUGAGUGAGAUGGGCCAAUGUAAAACUUCUUAUCCAUAUAACAGCUGUGGAGCAUUAGUCUUAAAGAAUUAUGAAAGGCAAGAUGCAAGUUUACUUAGUUGGAAUUUGAUGUAG